Molecule: messenger RNA, 486 nt
Organism: Ustilaginoidea virens
Lineage: Eukaryota; Fungi; Ascomycota; Sordariomycetes; Hypocreales; Clavicipitaceae
Exons: 2
Coding region: 1-486 (161 amino acids)
Cellular component (GO): membrane
Source: RefSeq, a predicted model, not a curated record
AUGGCCUUGAACCGACUUGUUAGCCUGCUUUUGCGGACAGCCGAGCUUGUUUUCGCCUCCAUCGUGGCCGGCGUGACUGGCCACUAUCUCCACCACUCGCACUGGGCUCAUGGCAGAUUUAUCUACACCGAAGUAGUGGCUGCCUUAUCCAUCGUGCUAGCGGUGGUUUGGCUGGUUCCCUUUUCAGGAACGUUUGUCCAUUGGCCAGUGGACAUUUUCGUCAGCAUCUUGUGGUGGGUGGCUUUCGGCCUGCUUGCCAAUUUGCUCGGUUCUUCCUGUGGCGCUCUUUUCGACUGGGACAAUGUUUCUCCACGUGGCGACCAGUGCGGCAAAUUCAAGGCCGAUCUGGCCUUCUCCUUUCUCUCAGCAGUUCUAUGGCUCGCUUCUGCCCUGAUUGGCAUUUUCUGGGUGCGCAGCCAUGAGCGCCGCGCCGCCGAUGCCGAUGCGCACCAUGGACGCCACUGGUUCCGCCGAAGCCGCGUUUAA